AUGCCUGACAAGACAAACAUGAACGCCCUUCCCAUACUACCUCCAGCAUCGUCUUUGAUUCUGCCCAACCGGAGCUCUCACAAUCAGUAUCCGGCCACUCCGCCGCUGGUCAGUCUUCCUCCGCUCACAAGAUACCACUACCCUAGUGCUUCAGACCAGAAUGCGCUCCCGCCUCUUUUCAAGCUGAGCUUAGAUUCUCCGCUACCUCUGCCAGGGGUAUCACCCGUCGGAUCCGAGUCUCCGCAGAAUUCGUCCGAGUUUGCCACGCAAGCACACAGAUCGCAGCGCAAACGGUCCUCGUCGUCUGGGGCCUCACAACCUCGUAAAAAAAGAGAAUGUCCAGUAUGCCACAACUAUUUCAGCAACCUGACAACACAUCGCGCGAUCCACAUCCAAAACUCCAAACCGUUCACCUGCCAGACCUGUUCGCGGUCGUUCAAGCGGCUGAACGACCUUCUGCGCCACGAAAAGUGCCAUUUGUCAAAGCUUGGCGAAUGGGAAUUCCGGUGCCCGUUCUUCAACACCGAUCCAAAGGACAAGUCAGAAAAUUGCCACCACUCGGGCCACUUCACCAGAUGCGACACAUACAAAAACCACCUGAAGGCUAUACAUUUCAAAUACCCGCCAAACACGCCCAAGAGCGAGCGCUCCAAGGUGAACGGGCUUUGCAGAGAGUGCGGCAUGUACUUCAACAACGUGCAGGAGUGGCUUACAAACCACAUCGAGACAAACCAGUGCACCAAGCAGACGCCCGCUAACACGAACUUUACGACAUAA
Molecule: messenger RNA, 777 nt
Organism: Ogataea parapolymorpha DL-1
Lineage: Eukaryota; Fungi; Ascomycota; Pichiomycetes; Pichiales; Pichiaceae
Product: Zinc finger protein STP1
Exons: 1
Coding region: 1-777 (258 amino acids)
Biological process (GO): regulation of transcription by RNA polymerase II
Cellular component (GO): nucleus
Molecular function (GO): RNA polymerase II transcription regulatory region sequence-specific DNA binding; DNA-binding transcription factor activity, RNA polymerase II-specific
Source: RefSeq, a predicted model, not a curated record